Messenger RNA from Solenopsis invicta (red fire ant), 2640 nucleotides. RefSeq lists its product as uncharacterized. Lineage: Eukaryota; Metazoa; Arthropoda; Insecta; Hymenoptera; Formicidae. The record is from RefSeq and is a predicted model, not a curated record. The transcript has 6 exons. Bases 1 to 2640 code for a protein of 879 amino acids.
AUGGGACACAAACGAAAACUGUCCAGUGAAGAAGAAAAAGAGAAUAGACUGGGAAAAAAGCUUAAGCGAUUAGAAGAAAAGCUUAAAGAGCAAGAACGACUAGUUCGUCAAUUACAAGAGAAACAUAAUGGCAGUCGUUCCAGCCCGAAUUCUCGGUCGUCGAGAAGUUCGCGUGAAAAUAAAACAGACAAAAGCCGUUCCCGAAGUCAAUCUUAUGAUCAGUCACAUAGUCGGGAAUACACGCAGUCACCAGAUCUUUACUCAAUUCAGGACAGAGAGGAGAAGAUACCUCCUCCCAUAGAAUCGACAGAAAUCAGCGAAAUUCCAUCGAUGCCUUCUAAUAAAAAAGAAAAAGUUGCAACAACGGAGACUUUAACAAUUCCGACUCUUACAAAGGAGGUACUCGAAGCCAUGGGCAAGCGAUUAGAGCCAAAUAAGAAGCGUGGCCCAAUCCACGCGGACAUAGUGACUCGAUGGGAUGACAUAUUGCAAAAAGGUCUACUCAUAAAAGAUUGCAAGAAAAUAUACGAGAAAUACCCUGUUCCGGAAAAUUGCAUCCAGUAUGAGCCUCCUACACUCAAUAAAGAAAUAAAAGCAUCUCUAGCAGAAGCCAUCCUCGCUAAAGAUAAGCGGAAAAACAGGAAAAGGCGCCUCAUACUCAUGGCAAAUCUAAAUCCGACUUUAAAGGAGACGCUAGUUGCGACCAAGCCGGGAGAAUGGCUUUUCGGGAGCGAUCUAACAGAAAUACUCAAGGCAGCAAAAUUCUUAGAAAAGUCAUCUAAGGAUCUAAAGCCAGUCGCUAAGAAUACCGCGACAACAUCUCUAAACGGCGGCGGGGGGGCAUCGAAGACCAUUCACUCCAGCCGUAAGGAACUCCAGUCGUCACAGGUCAUCGUCAGCGAGGUCAUACCACAGCAGGUACAGCAGAUACAGGAGACAUCGUCAUCAUUAAUAGCAAGUAUCAUAGAAGGUCGACUGAAAUCCUUUUCGCAUAUUUGGAAACGCCUUUUUAUGGAUAAAAAGGCCCUGGAAUGGACAAAAGGCUACACCAUUCCGUUUUGCGCCCAACCGAUUCAAACAACUGAGUUGGUGGAACCACGCUGGUCAGAUAAAGAAAAAUCACAAAUGAAAAAACAGAUUAACGAGUUGCUGCAAAAAGGCGCAAUCCAGCCAUGCAAGAAAUACGAGGAUCAAUUCUUUUCUAGAAUAUUCCUCGUCCCUAAACCAGAUGGAUCCAGUCAUUUCAUUCUAAAUUUGAAAAAACUAAACGAGUUUAUAAAGACAGAACACUUUAAAUUAGAAGACAUUCGGACAGCCCGUGAUCUCAUACAGCCAAAUUGCUUCAUGGCCACAAUAGACUUAAAAGACGCGUAUUAUCUCGUACCAAUCGCAGAGACAAACAAGAAGUUUCUAAGGUUCAUUUUCGAUAAACAAAUAUACGAAUUCAACUGUUUACCGUUUGGGUUAAGCACUGCUCCAUUUGUCUUCACCAAAUUAAUGAAGCCCCCAAUAACUCGGUUACGAGAACACGGAUUCACAUCCGUUAUUUAUCUAGACGAUAUUCUUUUACUCGGAGAGUCAAAAGAAAAAUGCACAAAAAACGUACAGGAAACUCGUCUUUUAUUAGAAAAAUUAGGCUUUAUAAUAAAUGAUGACAAGAGCUCGAGAUACAAAAUUCGCGAGUUUGCUUCACUAGUAGGUACUCUUAGCUCCUGUUGUUUGGCAACCAAAUAUGGCUGGCCACACAUAAAAGACCUUGAACGCGAAAAAUUCUUGGCCCUGAGGAACAAUGCAGAUAACUUCGAAGCACAGAUGAAAUUGACUCCUAGAUUCGUUACAGAGAUCUUUUCCGACGCAUCUCGGUCAGGCUGGGGAGCUAGCUGCAACAACGCUAAAACUCAUGGAUUUUGGAAUAGUGAGGAACAACAACAUCAUAUCAAUUACUUAGAAUUACAGGCAGCAUUUUUUGGUCUAAAAUGCUUUGCAAAAGACUUUAAGAAUUGCAAUAUCCUACUUCGUAUCGACAAUACUACGGCUAUCUCUUACAUUAAUCGGAUGGGAGGAAUACAAUUCGAACACCUGAGCAAAGUAGCGAAAGAAAUUUGGUCUUGGUGUGAACAACGCAAUAUAUGGAUCUUUGCUUCAUAUAUUUGUUCAGAAGAUAACGUCAUUGCAGACCAGGAGUCUAGGCGGAUAGAGCCGGACAUCGAGUAUAGUCUUUCACAAAAGGCCUUUAAGCAAUUAUACAUGAGAUUUGGCAAACCGACUAUUGAUCUUUUCGCUACCAGAAUUAACAACAAAUGCUCGAAAUACGUAUCCUGGAAACAAGAUCCUGGUUCUAUUGCAAUAGAUGCUUUCAUCAUCGAUUGGAACCACGAAUUCUUUUAUGCUUUCCCACCUUUUGCACUAAUCCCAAAAGUUUUAAAAAAGAUUCGUAAUGAUAACGCCAGAGGUAUUCUAGUCAUACCAAACUGGCCAUCUCAAGCCUGGUUCUCCCAAUGUAUACAGAUGUUUGAAUCCAAACCUAUUAUAUUUAAACCAAGUUUCAAUCUCUUAUCUUCUUCUAACAGAGCUCCUUAUCCAUUAUGGUCCCAGCUUUCCCUGGUGGGCGGAAUCUCAUCGAAUAGGCGUACCAGCUAA